Messenger RNA from Suillus subalutaceus, 1035 nucleotides. RefSeq lists its product as uncharacterized. The record is from RefSeq and is a predicted model, not a curated record. The transcript is spliced from 3 exons. The coding region runs from base 1 to 1035 and encodes 344 amino acids. Lineage: Eukaryota; Fungi; Basidiomycota; Agaricomycetes; Boletales; Suillaceae.
AUGACUGCUCCUGAGUUGUUGAAUGAUUUGCUAUAUGAAGCUGAAGCAUUGUCUCCCAUCUUAGAGCCGCUAUCUGAGUUGACGCCGGCAUCGUUCUCUUAUCGUCGUCCCACCAGUCAUGUUCCGUCCGACAAUAUCCCAACCAUUCACGCUGUUGUAACACAGCGAAAGUCACAGCUUGCAGCUCUCGACAACCACAUCGACCUUCUGAACCAUGCAUUGGAAAAAUUGCAAGGUAUCCAGGCUAGAUUGAAGGAGCAACGGGCCAUUGUGCAAGAGUCGUUGGCAUUCCACGAAGCCCUGGUAUCUCCAGCACCCUAUCUGCUACCAUCAGAGCUUCUUGGAGAGAUAUUUCUUUGGUGUCUUCCCCAGAUAAAUUAUAUUACGCCUUCAUCGAAUGAAUGCCCAAUAGUCUUGACAAGGGUCUGCCGUCACUGGCGAGCAGUUGCCCUGUCCACUCCUCGAUUAUGGGCAUCCUUAAGCAUAUCCUUGCUCAGGGCAGACACUCCUACUGGUGAUGGGUACAAGCGUUGGCUAGAAAAAGCCAGGAGUGUUCCGCUAUCCAUUCGUGUCUUGCAUGACAUGGACCUCUCAGAUGGGAAAGCGCCUCUUUCCAUACAAUGGCUCCGACCUUUCUUGGGCCGAUGCUCUGACCUUUGGUGGCAUGGGCCUCCUAUCCAAGGUUUAUUGGACAACUCUGUCCAGUCCCUGUCACGCUUCCAGGUCACCUUCCACAAAGGAAAUCUCCUGUUCUCCAUACCCAGCCAAAUGCCACAACUUCGUUCCGCGGUCUUGCAAUCCCUGACCCACGAUCUACACUCUUUGCGUUCCAUUGACUUGCCUUGGCACCAGCUUUUGGACCUGAAGAUACAGUUCGCACGGGUUAGCAGUACUACUUUUCUGCAGGUCAUCGGCCUCUGCACGCAAGUCCAACGGGUCAGCGUUUCCUCCAUAUGUGCGGAUGCAUUGUCCCCAGACGGACCUGCAGCCGUUCCCUCUGAUAGGCACGGUGAACCACAGCAUUCAUCGACUUGA